This is a messenger RNA of Chrysochloris asiatica (Cape golden mole), 1685 nucleotides long. It is a transcript of the gene ITGBL1, whose product is annotated as integrin, beta-like 1 (with EGF-like repeat domains). Gene Ontology annotation, biological process: cell migration; integrin-mediated signaling pathway; cell adhesion mediated by integrin. Gene Ontology annotation, cellular component: focal adhesion; cell surface; integrin complex. The record is from RefSeq and is a predicted model, not a curated record. Bases 1 to 1485 code for a protein of 494 amino acids. NCBI's taxonomy places the organism in Eukaryota, Metazoa, Chordata, Mammalia, Afrosoricida, Chrysochloridae. Gene Ontology annotation, molecular function: integrin binding. The transcript is spliced from 11 exons.
AUGUGUCCCUUGAGUUUCAGAAAUUUCUUGCUCCUGGCGUCUUCCCUUUUCUUUACUGGGUUGUCAGCUGUUCCUCAAAGCUUUUCGCCAUCUCUGAGAAGCUGGUCUGGUGCCCCCUGCAGGCUGUCGAGGGUAGAGUCAGAGCGCCACUGCAGGGCACCUGGGCAGCCCCCUGGGAGUGCUCUGUGCCAUGGCCGGGGACGCUGUGACUGUGGAGUCUGCAUCUGCCACGUGACUGAGCCAGGCAUGUACUUCGGGCCUCUCUGUGAGUGCCAAGAAUGGGUGUGCGAGACCUACGACGGGAAGACCUGUGCAGGUCAUGGCAAGUGUGACUGCGGUAAGUGUAAAUGUGAUGAAGGAUGGUCUGGCGAAGCUUGCCAGUAUCCAAAAAAGUGUGACCUGACCAAGAAACAAAGUAGCCAAAUGUGCAAGAAUUCUCAAGAUAACAUCUGCUCGAAUGCAGGUACGUGUCACUGUGGCAGAUGUAAAUGUGAUAAUUUUGAUGGAAAUGGACUUGUUUAUGGUAAAUUUUGUGAGUGUGAUGACAGAGAAUGUAUAGACGAUGAAACAGAAGAAAUAUGUGGAGGCCAUGGAAAGUGUUACUGUGGAAACUGUUACUGUGAGGCUGGUUGGCAUGGAGAUAAAUGCGAAUUCCAGUGCGACAUCACCCCCUGGGAGAGCAAGCGAAGAUGCACAUCUCCAGAUGGCAAAAUCUGCAGCAACCGAGGGACUUGUGUGUGUGGAGAAUGCUCUUGCCACGAUGUUGAUCCUACUGGAGACUGGGGAGAUAUUCAUGGAGAUACCUGUGAAUGUGAUGAAAGAGACUGUAGAGCUGUGUAUGACAGAUACUCUGAUGACUUCUGUUCAGGUCACGGACAGUGUAAUUGUGGAAGAUGUGACUGCAAAGUGGGUUGGUAUGGGAAAAAAUGCGAACACCCACGUUCCUGCCCACUGUCACUCGUGGAGAGCAUCAAGAAGUGUCAGGGAAGCUCGAAUCUGCCCUGCUCUGGAAGGGGUAAAUGUGAAUGUGGUAAAUGUACUUGCUAUCCUCCAGGAGAUCGGAGGGUGUACGGCAAGACCUGCGAAUGUGAUGACCGGCGCUGUGAGGAUCUUGGCGGCGUGGUCUGUGGAGGACAUGGUGCAUGUUCUUGCGGUCACUGUGUUUGUGAGAAAGGAUGGUUCGGGACACUCUGCCAGCAUCCACAGAAGUGUAACAUGACGGAAGAACAGAGCAAGAGUUUGUGUGAGUCAGCAGAUGGCAGAUUGUGCUCAGGAAAGGGUUCUUGUCACUGUGGAAAGUGCAUCUGUUCCACCCAGGAAUGGUACAUUUCGGGGGAAUUCUGCGACUGUGAUGACAGGGACUGUGACCAGCAUGAUGCUCUCAUUUGUACAGGGAAUGGAAUAUGUAGCUGUGGAAACUGUGAAUGCUGGGAUGGAUGGAAUGGAAAUGCUUGUGAAAUUUGGCUUGGCACAGACUAUCCUUAACAUUUUACAUGGAACAAGACUGGAUUCUGCAUAUUUUUACAGCCAUUAGAACAUUUAAAUGCCAAGAAAACCGUAUAUAAUCACCACUAGAACAGGUCAAACAGAUUUUUGUAUGCUUUUCUAUUUCUGAAUGCCUGGGGGAAACCUAUUUAUACCCAUUAGAUAUAAAGUUGAGCAAAUGCUGAUGCGAAUACACUAGA